Dovyalis caffra is the source of this 231-nucleotide messenger RNA. Lineage: Eukaryota; Viridiplantae; Streptophyta; Magnoliopsida; Malpighiales; Salicaceae. The record is from the annotation of a GenBank genome assembly.
AUGAUGACGUCGGUAGAGAACCCAAAAGACAGUGAGAAGGGCAAGAAAAUUCUCAAGUUUGACAAGGUUGUCAAGGCAACUCUGGCUAUAGAAUGUCUUUGUGUUUACUUCAUAACCUUUGAGGCUAAAGAGGAAUCUAAAAAUGAGACAACAACUUAUCAGGCCAGGGUAAAUUAUUAUGGUCAUAGGAAUUCUGAUGGUAAAAGAUUUCAUGAAAGCUUUGAUGUGUAG